AUGGAAGAAGACACUGACUCAGAAGAAGAUUCUUCUCAAGAUGGCUCCACCCCAACAACGCCUGCCACCCAACCAAAGCGUCCUAUCACUCAAGCCCUUUUCCUCAAUUUUACUUCGGACCUUUCUCCUCAAAAAAUGAGUAAAAAGAAAUCAAAGCCAAAGAAACAAACAGCUUAUCGUGUCAAUGGUGUCAACAUAUUGAACAGAAAUAAUCUUGACAGUAAGACAGCUAUUGAGCGUAUUCAAAGAAGAAGAGAGAACCAUAACCACGUAGAACGUCGUCGAAGAGAUAACAUCAACAACACUAUUUUUGAACUAUCGAGCGUUGUUCCAAAUGCUAUUCAGCCUGGACAAAAGCCCAAUAAAGGCAACAUCUUGAAGCUCUCGCUUGAUUACAUUAGAGUAGGUAAUGCCUUGCCUUACUGUUUAUACUUACCAUUCUUUAGGAUUUGCAAGCAGAAAACAUGGCCCUUAAAGAACGCCUAUAUCAGUAUACAUCUCAAACAUCUCCUCCAUUACCUCCUUUGA
Molecule: messenger RNA, 528 nt
Organism: Gilbertella persicaria
Lineage: Eukaryota; Fungi; Mucoromycota; Mucoromycetes; Mucorales; Choanephoraceae
Product: helix-loop-helix DNA-binding domain-containing protein
Exons: 2
Coding region: 1-528 (175 amino acids)
Biological process (GO): regulation of transcription by RNA polymerase II
Cellular component (GO): nucleus
Molecular function (GO): RNA polymerase II cis-regulatory region sequence-specific DNA binding; DNA-binding transcription factor activity, RNA polymerase II-specific; protein dimerization activity
Source: RefSeq, a predicted model, not a curated record